UGCUCGAAAUCUCGCCAGUUCCGAUUUGUACAGGGCCCGUAGCACAACCCAGUACAACUACCGAACCCGGCGCUUUUCUCCUCACCGUGAAACUCCACACACCGACACAGACAAUAUGAGGGAGUGCAUUUCUAUCCACGUUGGCCAGGCCGGAGUCCAGAUCGGCAAUGCAUGCUGGGAGCUGUAUUGUCUGGAGCACUCCAUCCAUCCUAACGGACAGAUGGAGCACCAGAAGAUGGUCAUGGCCAAUGGGGACGAGUCUUUCAACACCUUCUUUAGUGAGACAAGCGCCGGGAAGCACGUGCCACGUGCAGUUUACGUCGACCUUGAACCUAGUGUCGUCGAUGAGGUACGAAUGGGCGCGUAUCGCCAACUGUUCCACCCUGAACAGCUGAUCAGCGGCAAGGAGGACGCUGCCAACAAUUACGCCCGUGGCCACUACACCGUGGGCAAAGAGAUUGUCGACCUAGUUCUGGAUAGAAUUAGGAAAAUGGCGGACCAAUGUACAGGAUUACAGGGAUUCCUCGUCUUCCACAGCUUUGGAGGCGGAACCGGAAGUGGAUUCUCUUCCUUGCUCAUGGAGAGACUGUCAGUGGAUUAUGGGAAGAAAUCUAAGCUGGAGUUUGCCGUGUAUCCAGCUCCUCAGAUCUCAACUGCCGUGGUGGAACCCUACAACUCCAUCCUGACCACCCACACCACCCUGGAACACUCCGACUGCGCCUUCAUGGUCGACAACGAGGCCAUCUACGACAUCUGCAGGCGUAACCUUGACAUUGAGCGUCCGAGCUACACCAAUCUGAACCGUCUGAUUGGUCAGAUCGUCAGCUCCAUCACCGCCUCGCUCCGGUUCGACGGCGCCCUGAAUGUGGAUCUGACUGAGUUCCAGACCAACUUGGUGCCCUACCCGAGGAUUCACUUCCCUCUUGUAACAUACGCCCCUAUUGUGUCGGCCGAAAAGGCCUUCCACGAGCAGAUGUCGGUUUCCGAGAUCACUAACGCAUGCUUCGAGCCUUGCAACCAGAUGGUCAAGUGUGACCCCCGCCACGGCAAGUACAUGGCCUGCUGCAUGUUGUACCGAGGUGAUGUCGUCCCCAAAGACGUCAACGCAGCCAUCGCUACCAUCAAAACCAAGAGGACUAUCCAGUUUGUCGACUGGUGCCCCACUGGUUUCAAGGUCGGCAUCAACUACCAGCCUCCUACGGUAGUCCCAGGAGGUGACCUUGCUCAAGUUCAGAGAGCCGUUUGCAUGCUGAGCAACACCACCGCCAUUGCCGAGGCCUGGGCCAGACUGGAUCACAAGUUUGAUCUCAUGUACGCCAAGAGAGCUUUCGUCCACUGGUACGUCGGAGAAGGAAUGGAGGAGGGUGAGUUCUCGGAGGCUCGGGAGGAUCUCGCGGCACUCGAGAAAGAUUAUGAAGAAGUUGGUCUCGAGUCUGUCGAGGAGAACCCGGAUGAAGAGGAGGGUGAGGAAUAUUAGACACCUCUGCCCACGGCCGGAAGUGACAGUUCCGGAAGCGGAAGUAAAUGCCCAAUGCUCAAACCUCAGAAGCCUUCAACACGACCUUGUGCAAUGCGCUGCCUAUGCAAUUCGUCAUCAUUUUACAUAAAUAUGAUUUUUACAACAUGUAGAUAUAUUCGUGCAAAACCAAUUUACACUUUUUCAAAAUGAUUUUACACUUUCUAAUAUUGUAACUGGGGCCAAAUGAACCAGUUGAUAUUUAUUUUAAUUUAUAUGCAUUUAUUCUAUUUUAUCAUUAUGCGCGUCAUGCGUCCAUAUACAUUGUAUUGUCCUAUCUUCGUUUUAUGCUGUUCCAGUUUAUGUUCAAUACACAUCUAAAAAUUAACAAAAUUUAACCAAGAUAAUUUCUUUAGCAUGGCAUAUCAAGUACACGCUGUUUGUUGGAAACAAUUGUGUUCAUUCAAACUAAACAGAAUGAAGAAUGAUUGGCUAUACACUGUGCUUGUAUUUAUUGUGGCGUGGCCUAUAACCUCAAAUAUGUUUUACACGACCUUGACCCUCCGAUCCAGUUCGUCUGGUACUUCUCUCUGAACCCAUCAUUUCAACACGGUUUGGAAAUUUAUGUCAAUAUUCUUGUGACAAAAGAAACACGUUUUAUGAAAUUUUAUUUUUGAAAUUACUCAAUAUCUGUGAUGCACGUGGCCUUUGCUACAGUAAAUUCAUGAGUAUGUUUAACGGUCAUCCUCUGUAGACGCGUGGAUACGAGUUAUAAAAAAAUAAACACUUUGCAAUAUG
Messenger RNA from Haliotis rubra (blacklip abalone), 2254 nucleotides. Its product is annotated as tubulin alpha-8 chain-like. Gene Ontology annotation, molecular function: structural constituent of cytoskeleton; GTP binding. Gene Ontology annotation, cellular component: cytoplasm; microtubule. The record is from RefSeq and is a predicted model, not a curated record. NCBI's taxonomy places the organism in Eukaryota, Metazoa, Mollusca, Gastropoda, Lepetellida, Haliotidae. Gene Ontology annotation, biological process: microtubule cytoskeleton organization; mitotic cell cycle. Bases 116 to 1477 code for a protein of 453 amino acids. The transcript has 8 exons.